AUGAAGGGAUUUAGGAAACCAGCUGCAACGACUAUGCCAAUCUCGAACAGUAUCCCCACCUUCGUCAUUCUUCAGGACCCCUGGAUAACACCUCGAGUGGUCAAAUGUGGUGGAGCUGUUCCGUACAGGAAAUGCACCCAGGAAACUAAUCCUCGGAAUCCGCAGGACUGCAGCACCAGUUGCAACGUAUACACCGACGAAGACAUCUCCGGUCCCUCAAACAUCUGCUUAUACACUUGUAAGGGUCUCUUGGCCAAGUCCGUUGCUCAGGUGAGCUGGAUUACGACAGGAUAUGUGAGAAGCUACUGUAGCAGAGAGCAGAUAAUAAAUCAAGAGAUGAAACUGUUCCACGCCUAUUACCGUGUUCUUAACAGUAUCCUUGAUGAGACUUAUCAUCGUGGCUUCCAAGGCAAUUCUGGAAUGGAACUCAUGGCACAUGACAUGCUAACCAGGAAAACAUGA
Molecule: messenger RNA, 462 nt
Organism: Amorphotheca resinae ATCC 22711
Lineage: Eukaryota; Fungi; Ascomycota; Leotiomycetes; Helotiales; Amorphothecaceae
Exons: 1
Coding region: 1-462 (153 amino acids)
Source: RefSeq, a predicted model, not a curated record